Messenger RNA from Anolis sagrei ordinatus, 6935 nucleotides. Lineage: Eukaryota; Metazoa; Chordata; Lepidosauria; Squamata; Anolidae. The record is from RefSeq and is a predicted model, not a curated record.
AUACUAAGGACAUCCACAUUCCCUUUCAGCAGCAUGUCCAGAGAUCCAUUUCUAUUUCCAUGCCUGGGAAGAAAUCUGUCCAGAGCCCUGACUCAGAGCCUCCGUGGGUCACACCAAACCCUUGUGAGGGCCGCAUCCAGCCCCUGAGCUGCAAGUUGUUCAGGCUGCAUCUACGGUGUAGAAGUAAUGCACUUUGACAUCACUUUAACUGCCAUGGAUUAAUGAAUUCAACUGCAAGAUGGUCAUGUUCAUAUUAUGUCCAGAUGUCAUCCCUUCAUAAUAAAAGAUCAUAUAUUAUUAGCGUUGCCAGGUCAAGACUCUCAGUUGCUGAGAUUUCAGGGCAAAGACCUGAGACCUAAAGACAAACCUAUUGUGAUUUCACAGAGAGGCAAAACCAGUUUUCAUUGCCGUAUUAAGCUUAUGCCAAAACAGUGGGAUUUCCCGCUCUUCCUGGGGCCAUUUGAGGCUGACUAGAAGAAGCAAUAUUGAUACAAGUCCCAGGGAAAGCAUUCUCUUCUUAUCCAUGUUUAACGGCUUCGUGAGAAUUAGAAAACAAAAUGGAUUAAUUUGACAGCAGUGAAAUCUUACGAAACUGAAUGACACGCACAAUGGGAGGAAACAUACCAAAAGAGGAACUUCUUCGUCAUGGUUCUGCAUUUGAAAGAAGUGAAACUGCAAGUAUGCUGAAGCACUGAUACUGUGCAAUCUCUACCCAGUUUUGAGUAGGGAUUUACAAUAAAAAGGACUCAGUAGUUUUUCUGAAGAAGUCCCAAACACCUGUUUAAAGCUUUACCUUUCCCUCAAUACCUACCAGCCCAAUUGGCAGCAGUUAUCAUUUUCUAGCUAAACUGGGCCACCAAAGCACUUGUUUGAGUCCACAUUAAUGGUGGUGUGCUACAUAAAUAAUAGUGAGGCAGAGAAUGUCACCUGGCAGCAUUUAAAUAAAAUGCUUCAACAACGCCCACAUUUUUGUGUAAUCUGGAGCAACUUCCUGAUUCCAGGCCUUUCCAGAAACUCAGAUUGAAAUGAAGCCAUGCAUACCCAACUGAUACAACCUAUUUUGUUUUGACAUUUGUAUGCUAAUGGCACAAUCUCUCUUUGCAUACAGAAGAUAAUACUAUUUAUCAUAUUGGGAAGAGCAAGUUUCUGUCCCUUUGUCUCCUUUCCUCCCAUUGUGUUCACUGAGUGCAAACUACUUUGGCACCUUGAAGUAAGCUGAGGAUGAGGAUGGAAGUAGGAAGAGUUGAGAGAAACAGGGAUAGUUUAAAAGCAGCUAAAAAUGAGAUAAGAGAGGAUUGGUUGGGUUUGUCUCUGCCAACUUGGAACGGUUGAAAGGUUUGCUAUGUGUUUACUGGAGAUAUGUUCUCUUGGCUCACAUGUCUGACAUUGCAUCAGCACAGGUGGAACGCUCCCUGUAAAACUUGUGUCCUAACAGGCUCAGCAACUUUUCCCUGUUCCCCUUCUACAAUGCAUCCCUUGAACGUCUUCCCUUCCAGACAGCUCAGCCAAUCAGGGAAAACAGAUCAGAUCUGGUGAACUGUCAUGGACUUCAAGUGGUUGGUGUACUUAGCAAAUUUGGUACAAAACACCAAUGGUUGAAAAGUGAACAUCUGACAAGUAGAUCAGGAUGAACAGGAUUUCCUAGAAGAUAACAGAAAGGAGGAGUACAGCUAAGGUUUGUAGGCUGAUAUCUUCAACUGUAGUGUCAGUACAGCUCUAAGGCUACAUGAUUUCUUUUGCCACCUGAAAAGUCCCGCUCUUCCACUGUUUAAAUGGAGAAGGGAGUGCCUCAGAAUCUGGAAGAAGAUCUUAGCCAGCUGCAUAACUCCAUUGGAGGCUGCAGUCUAACAGCUCCUAGCAUGGCAAAUGACAACCCUGAAGAAAUCCCAGCCACAGAAGCUCCUGAGACUGACCAACAUAUAUAUGACCCAGUGUCCUGCCCUGACAGAGUGGAGCAGAACCAGCGACUGGCAGUUGAAGAGCUCAUCAACACAGAGAUCAGCUAUGUACAUAAUCUUCAACUGUGCAUUUCAGAUAUACAUAGACACCUCCAAAAUAAGCAGCUGCCUGAACUCAACCUGGAAGAUCUGUUCUCGAAUAUUGAUGAUGUUCUACAAGUUUCCAAACAUUUCCUACAAGGACUUGAAGCUACAGUGAACCAGGAACAUGAUCAGCUUUUUCGUAUCAGCACCUUAUUCCAAGACUUCAAAGAAGAGAUGGAGAAUGUCUAUAAAGUGUAUUGUGCCAACUAUGACCAAGCUCUACUAUUGCUGGAGAUUUACAGGAAGGAUCCAAGAUUGCAAAAGGAGAUUAUAGAUACACUUAUUUCCACAGUGCCUCACACUAGUGCUUCAGACCUGAGCUUUUUCCUGGUGAUGCCAGUGCAACGGAUCACAAAAUAUCCACUCCUGCUGCAGAAGAUUUUGGAAAACACUCCAGAGAAUGAUAGUGCCUAUGGAGCCCUUCAAGCUGCUGCUUCUGCUAUGUUAGAUGUCAGUGUCAAUAUCAACGAGUACAAAAGACGGAAGGAAGUAGCAAAUAAAUAUAACAAGCCUGGUUACCUGACUCUGCGGGACCGUCUGGCCCGCUUGAACCCACAUUCCAUUGCCAAGAAGACCACACGACUGAGCCGCCUCUUCAUGCAUGAGGCAGGAAUUGUGUCUAAGACAGAGGACAAGGAGUUUGAUGAACUGGAAGAAAAAUUCCAGCAGUUGGCAUCAGCUGUUGCUGAUCUGAAGGAGAAUGUAGAAACCUUCUUAAGCAAUACAGAGGCAUUCCUUAGUUCUAAACCACAUGAAAAUCAACUGGAAAUAGGAGCAGAAACUACCCAGCUAUAUCGCCAAAUUGCAGGGAAACUCCAUAGCACUGUCUUUCCUGACCUUUGGAAGCGUCUGGAACGCCUCGUGUAUCGCCCACUGUGCAACUUGACAGAGGUCCUGAAAGGGCCUCAGAAGCUGAUCAAGAAGCGCUUGGACAAGUUGCUGGACUACGACGAGUUGGAGGAAAAGCGGAAUGAGACAGGCAGUGUGACAUACGAAGAGGAAGCUGCUAUGAAUACCUAUCUGGCCAUUAACUCCUUGCUUGUGUCUGAGCUCCCUGUGCUCAAUCAUGUGGCCCUGCAGUGGCUGAGGCAUAUUUUGGUUUCUUUUGUGGCCAUCCAGCGAGACCUGGCCAAGCAAGUUCUCCAGGAGACAGAAGGAGCUGUUGCCCAGUUGCCACAUAGGCACCUUCCUGCAGCUGAUUUUUGGAAGAUGGUGAAAGAGUCCUUAAGCCAAGCUGAAGGUCAACUCAACUCCCUCUGCAAAAAAAUGGAGACUGUUGUACCAAGUCCUGUUGUGCAGCCUCUUAGUGUCGCAGAGGAGAGGAAGGUCCUUUCGCUUGUGAACAAACAUGGCCCAGACAAACUAUACCAGGUAACGGCCAACAUCAGCGGCAGCAAAGACAUGGACUUGACACUGCAGAGGGGACAGGUUGUGGCACUCCUACAUGACAAGGACACCAAGGGCAACCCUAACCGAUGGCUGGUGGACACUGGAGGACCAAGAGGCUAUGUCUCCCCUGGAAAGCUCCAACGGUAUCAUGUAGUUCCAAACCAAAGGCCUCGGUCAGAAGUGAGGACUGAAAGUGAUGGCGCCAAGAAGUUACACGAUUCAUACAACUUGCCCCCACUGCUGAGUCCACCAGUAAAUUUCAAUACUCCAGUUUUACAUAUAAUAGCUGCAUAUGCAUUUACAGCCCGGAGCAGUCAUGAAGUCACCCUCCAGGCAGGCCAGCCAGUCACUGUCCUGGAACCCCAUGACAAGAAGGGGAGCAAAGAGUGGAGCUUGGUGGAGGUGAAUGGACAGAGGGGCUACGUGCCUUCCAGCUUCUUGGUGGCAGUGCCUGCUGCCUCAAAACCUGUGUGGCCCUUUCCAACUCAGCAGACAUAACUGUGCAGUAAGCCUAGUUUCAAGACAUCAAUUGCACUAUUCAUGUUCUUAUUCCUUCAAUUUCUCCUGUGUGGUUUUCCUUGUGAAGUGAAGAAAGAAAUAAGGGUGGUGGCAGGAAGAACUGUUGAUUGCCAUGAGUCUGUGCCAUUCCAGAGUGUAUAUUUCUUAGGAAAAAUAUGAAGGCCCGUGUGUGUGGAACCACUCAUAGAGUGCAUGGGGUUUCUGAUUUUAAUUUUGUUUUUUUUUCCUGACCUAUUGCCACUGAUAAGAUUCACCCCAAAGUUGUAAUUGGAAAAUGAUCCAAUAGAGGACUCAAGAAUCUCUACAUCAUUGGGUUUAUUUAAUUAAUGGAGAUUCCGAAACCAAAGGUCCUUGUGAAAUGUCUCCAGUGAAGGAGAUGUUUAGCAGCUUGGUAUAUUCAUUCCAGAAGGAUCCCGCAAACAGCAAGAGUCGGCUACUGACACAAAGAAAGCCAAAUCACAGUCUAGUAAAAAGCCCAUUCUCUUUUCUUUCAGCUCCUUGAUAGCCAGAGAAAGCAAUUUUGUGUUAAGCCCUGAUGUUUGUGGACCAUUUUCCAAGUUGCUAAAUUUAACUAUCACCUGCUCAUGAACCAGAUUUAAUAAGCUAGAUGCAAGUGCUGCAUUCCUUGCUACCUCCAGUGAAGAUUGAUUAUGUAUUUAAUAUGUAUCUAUGCUGUGAUAUACAAAGUGAACUGCCUGAAGCCUAAACCAAAUAACAAAGCUGGGGAUGUUCCUGAUAGCUUUAUUUUUCUAUAAGUAGUUAGUUGGCUACCUCUGGGUGAGAAGGUCAGGCCACAAAGUAUUAUUGGGGCUGUGGAAGAAGUACUGAUGGGUGGUUAAUGCAGCAUAUCAUAACAUGAAUAGAAAUCUGUCAUUUGUUUUUAAUAUGCUUUCUUCAAGCAAAGAAUAAAAAAUGAUAAAAAAGAGACAAUAUGUGAGGUACUUCCCAAGAUCAAGGAAAAAUAUAGUAGUAUGGUUUAGGGUGCUGAAUUUCAGUUUCAGCCAUGAAGGUUAUUAGUUAAUAUUCUCUCAGCCCAGCCUAAUGUGCAGGGUAAUUGUGGGGAUAAAGAAGAGAAGUAUUAUGUGAGACAAAUGUGGUCAGAUCCGGAAGAGGAUGCUGCUAACCACAUUAUGGAGGAUGAAAUUUCCAUUUUUAAUAUGACCAUUAAAAGUUCUGUAUCUCUGGCUUCUUUUGCUGGAUAACUGCCUUGACCUCAUUGGAGAAAAGUCAGCAUGUAAAAAGAAACUGGAAAAAGGGAAUAAAAACACCUAAGAACAAAUAGAGAAAACACUUUUGUAAAAGUUCUAGAAAAAGCAGCAGGGUCUAGAUAAGUAGGGCAACACCAAGCUCUUAGGUCUGUUGGGGCAUCACACUAGCACAGCUCACCCAAGCCUUCUUACGCAAGUUAUUCCCUGGUGGUGCAGCAGCUUGUGGAACUCCUGGUCUGAUGUUUAAAAAUUGCUCUAUCCCAGUUCACCUGUUACCAGGAGGCUGUCUCCAUGGUGGAGUCUUUUCUCCCUGGUGGCACCCAGUCUUAGAAUGAAGGAAGCAGUAGCUUUGAGAUGACCAUGCUCUACAUUUAUGUUUGAAAGUAGACUGUUGCAUGUCUUCGCCCUUUCUGACUUAUGAUCACUCUGGAGCUAACCUAUCAUGAGGUUUUCUAGGGCUGAAAACAUCUCACCUGCACAAGAUCACUUGGAGUUUCCAUGGCCAAGUGAACAAUUGAACCUUGGUUAUCUGUAUUCAUAAUUCCAUGCUCAAAACACUAUACUAGUCAAAAUAAUAUGCUUAUUUUUCUUUUUGCAUUUACACCCAGGUACUCACAAUAAUCUCAGGACAGUCAUAGCAUCCAGUUUACAAAGCAGAGGUAGAAAUAACAUGGAAAGGAUAAAUAUUCCUCUGCUGAAAAGGAGAGAAGUACAACAUGUUUCAGAAAACUUUGAUUUCAAAACUAAACAAUUUGCACAGUGAAAUGAAACAACCAGGUCUGCAGAGGUGGAGAAAGAGAACAUUUUGAGCUUACAGCAGGCACACACGGCAAUAGUGAGCAGGCACACAUGGCUAUAGUGAGAUCAGUGACAGUAGAAUCCCACCCUUUCCUAGCUCAAGUGUUGUUGCUUGCAAUGGUAAUUGCAGAUGCUGCUGAAACUUAACACUAACAACCCAUAUUUCUGCAACCCUCCUUCAUCCUCCUCCCAGUGCUGAUGCCACUUAAAAAAUGAUACAGGGAAGAAAAUGGAGGCCAGGUGAGUCUUUGUCAGGACCUUUGUUAACUGAAUAGAAAAUCAGUGGUUCCAUUUAGUUUGAAAGAUCAAGACCAUGCAAAACAUGUAACUGUAUUAGUGCUCCUCUAUGUGCCUGUCAAUAGAGCUCUAUUGUUUAAAAAUUUAGCAGCAGCUCUUCAGGUGUAGCUCUUGAAAAAUGCAUGGAUUGGCUCUUUGAUGUGUGGUGUUUUAUGCAAGCCAGAGGCCAAAAGAACUGGAUAACAUUAUGGUGUAACUGACCCUUAAGAGAAGAGCUUUCCAUCUCCUUAUCUCAUUACAAGAAGCUUGCCUCUCUGCUUUGAGAAGGAUCGGUAGGAUGAGGGGACAAGAGCAGAUUUUUGCUCUUGUUUUGUUUUUAAAGUUAUGAUUAUAUUGCAGUUGCUUCUUUGGGUUGGUGUGAAGCUUGCAGGUAAUAAGAUCCUCAAAAUGCGUUCAACAAUUCUGAAGUCAUCAGCCUGGGCAAUCUUGACUGUGUGAAUUGAAUCUGAAAUGCUUGACCCUCCCCCAUGUUCCCAAGAAAGGGCAUUUCCAACAUGCCACAGCAUGUGGAUGCUGAUGUGGAAGCAAGGAACAGCCAGCCAGGCUUCUUGCAAUGCCUACUAUGCCUACAUCUCCUAACAGAGUAUUUCCCUCUUCUGUUUCAGGCUCAUUUAUUCUUAUUUAUAAUUGUCGUUUUGCAAUGUAUUAGUAUUUUUGCGAAAUAAACAGUAUUGAUCCGCUG